CUGUUUCCGAUCAGCUGGAACAACAACAAAAACAAUCGCGCGCGCGACGGCGAGACGGAAACGGCUGAGCUGAUCGACUCAAUCCGGGACAGUUAAAGCGGCUAUAAGGAACAUCUGAGCGCUUCUGGAGCUUCAUAUUUACACCUGUGAGCUUCGGAUGAUUGUUUUGUUCUUCAUGUGUUUGCUCAAACCGGUCAAACUUCCUGAAUGAGCCGAGAACUGCACCGAGCUGGAGGAAGGGCUGGAACACAAACAGUUCUGUGCUGUCAGAGUCACAUCUUUUGCAUUUUUUCCCUAAAAAUUAGGUGUUCUAUUCCUAAGACCAGCUUGUGCAUGAAAGUUUUAGCGAUUGCAUUUUGAAAUUGGGUAAAAAAAGUGCAUCUUUUUAAGCUUUUUGGCCCAUUUCCUUUUCUAGUGCUUGUUGCCUAAUAGGCCUGAGCUUGCCUCAAAGCUGACAUGAUUAUAAAAUAUAACCUGCAUUAAUAUUAGUGUGUACUAGUGUUUCUGUUGCAGUUUUUACUCUUAAUCUUUACACUGUAUGUGUGUUCAGCCAUUAGUACCAAAACAACCGAGACUUAAUCUCAUUCAUUACAAUUAAAGUAAGAUUGCAUGAGUAAUGAAUAAUGUAAGCUACAAUCCUGCUCUUAUAACAUGUUCAUAAAGUCCAUUUGAAAAACUGUAUCUAUAUAUUUUAGCGUUUUGUAGUGUUCUGAAACUACAAAAAAAAACACUUCAUAUUAGUGAACCAAUGGGUCAUCAGUAUCAGUUUAAAAGCAUACAGCUGAAACUGAGUCUAAUUUUACUAUUUUCAUCAUCAUCAUCAUCGUCAUCAGGCAUUUCAGUGAAACUCUAAGACAGGAAGCUGAUUUAAGUAGUUGUUGUAAGAAAAAGUGAAAGGCCGCAUCUCGGAUGGCGGAUUCGGUGGCUUCUGGUCACAGCUCGGAGGAUCUCCUGGCUGACUUUGAGACUCUCCUGAACAGCGGUAGUAUCGACCUGAGUGCAGAUCAUCAGAUCGUCAUCAUUUCUCCGGCAUGCAGCAGUGUGGAGCUCCUCCAGCCCCGGAGUACGGGAACGGAUCUGCUGCUGUUCUCCACCCCACACAACACCGCACCACCAGCACAGCAGCGCAGAGACACCGCACCGGGCCGCCCACCGGUGAAGAGAAAGUUGGAUUUGGACAACGAUCACCAGUACAUCAGCACCACCAGACCACCUCCACCAUGUCCUGCUCCUCCUGCUACACCUGGACGUCCCAGAGUACCCCGACUGAGCACGGAGAAAUCACGCUAUGAUACAUCCCUGAACCUCACCACCAAGCGCUUCCUGGACCUGCUGGCUCAGUCUCCGGAUGGUGUGGUGGACCUGAACUGGGCUUCACAGGUGUUGGACGUCCAGAAGAGACGCAUUUACGACAUCACCAAUGUCCUGGAGGGCAUUCAUCUCAUCUCUAAGAAAUCCAAGAACAACAUUCAGUGGCUUGGUAACCGUCUUGAUGGCGCCUCAGUCGCCCGCUAUCAGGAGUUACAGAGAGAAGUGUCUGAACUGUCUGACGCUGAAGACAAAUUGGAUGAGCUCAUCAACAAGUGCAGCCUGCAGCUCCGCCUCCUCACAGAGGACUCCGAGAAUAGAAUGCUGGGAUAUGUGAGGUGUCAGGAUCUGCGCAGCACCGUGGAUCCCCCGGAUCAGAUCGUCAUCGUGAUCCGAGCCCCACCUGAGACGCAGAUGACAGUCACGGAGCCCAGUGAGGGGUACCAGAUCUCCCUGAAGAGCACCAAGGGUCCCAUCGAUGUUUUCCUGUGUCCUGAGGACAGCUCUGGAGUUUGUAGUCCUGUAACGGGCUGCAGUCCUGCAAAAUCAUUCACUCACAGCCCUCCCUGUCUGGCCUCGUCCACACAGGAAGUGAGAUCAUCGACACCAGCAGUGCUCUUGAGCGCCUCCCCGCUUCCUUUAGCGAAUGAGACAGAGUCGAUACUGGACCCGUUCCCAGGUAUCAGUGAGAUGGAUGACUUUGACCCCUUGACGUUGGGAUCAUCAGACUUCCUUCUGGAUCGGGCUGGUCCCGGUUCUGGCUCGGAUCCCUUCAGCCUGCCAAUUGACAGCUUCAUCAGCUUGUCUCCGCCCCACACACAGGACUACCACUUUGGACUGGAGGACCAUGAGGGCAUUAGCGAACUGUUUGACUGUGACUUCACCGAUCUCGGCCCUCUGUUCUGAGAGUCUCUGUUCGUAUUAUCCAUUUGCUUCACUUUAUCACUUAGCACCAUGCCUGUGUCAAUGGACUGAAAAUAUUGGCACCCAUUUUUAAAGGCACUUUUUGAAUAUUGUCUCUAGCAGCAAAAAAAAAAAAAAAAUCCACUUAUCUGGGGGGAAAAAGGAAAAACUGAAUCCUGUUUGCAUAUUUAGCACUUCCUGCUUCAUCAUGCGAAACAUUGCUGCAGCUCAGAGCUGCCUUUUGUUCAUUAUCAGCACUUCACCAUCUCCAAGCUCUGCUUCCUUAAUCAAUUUAAUUUAUUUAAACAAUCUCCUUUUCUUUUACUGUUUAAAAUUUGAGGUGGACAUAAAGAGGGUUCGUGUGUUAUGUGCAUAGAAGUGUGUGUGUAUAGUGUGUGUAUUUGCGUGUAGAGAUUUGUAACUGAAUCAUAAGGUUUUGCUCAGGUGAAUAGACAAGUCCUGCGUUACCGUGUGUGUGUUUUAUAACACGCCCUCGUCAGUUUGUCCUCGUGUGUAACGGAUGAGUGCCCCCUUGCAGCAGGAGAGAAGUGUGUAAUGCUUGCUAAAUCGCUGGUAGCGGAAACUAGUGAGGUUAUUUUAGCUACCAUGUACAGAUAUAGUCAUGGUUGUCUACGUAAAACCUUAUUUUAAAAAAAAUGCAUUAUAUUGCACAGCGUUUUGCGGAGUUGAUCCUCGUCCUUCAGUCAAACUGAUAACGUAAACAAAACCAUUGUUAAAAUGGCAAUGGUGAUAUAACUAUGGGAAAGGGCGUGUUUAUAAAAAGAAUUAGUAGCAUUUGUGUGUUGCUUGAAUUCAUGCAGGCAGUGGAGGAUAAACCCCCCCCUUCACAGAAUGUCUGCACGUUUGCAGUGGUUUUUUUUGUUUUUUUUUUAACUGGUUGAUAUCUGAAAUCUUUUAAACUUUUCAUAAUAGUUUUACCUCUCAAUGAUUGUGAAAUCUUUCAUCACACGUUACAAUAAAAGUGUAGUACUGCAUAAGCGUUCACUAGAUCACGAGAUCUAUAAUGAAUAUUGUAUCGUAUAACCGAUAAUUGGCACAAGCCUAAAUGUGGCACUGCUAUACAUGGGUGGGGCGAUGUGAUGACAAAUGUCAUAAUUCUUGAAGGUAUUUCUAUAAUACAUGAGAUAUAAAAAAUUUAUUCUUAAUGCUGAAAAGGAGAAAAAAAUAGGGUUUUUUUAUUUCGUUUGUUUACAAAAUUUUAGCAUCAGCUGCUUCUAGUCAGUAAUUAUUCAAAAAAAACCCAUCACUGUAUCUUAGAAAAAUGUAUUGUGAGAUAAUUUAAUCAAUAUUGAUAUUGGCUAUAUCGUCAUAUCACCCAACCCUAAGAAUGUCGUGGCUCGUUAGAUUCCUUUCAGCUGUAAAAUUAUCCUUCAUCCAGGAUGUGAUCCCCCCCCCCCCCCCCCCCCAAUCUUGUGUCCAAAUCAUAUUUUAACUUGCUCGAUCUUCUUCCUUAUUUCCCAUUUAAUACAGGUUCCAAUGAUCCAUUAUGUGAACCUGAUUUCUUCAAUUGCUACCAAAACAAAGGUAACAGAAACCCUUAACUAAAUAUUUAAUAAGACAUACAGUUUCAGUAUAUUCAGGAUUACAAACUACUAAAUCACAAACUAAAGAGCUAUGACGAGCUGCACAGGUCUUUGCUUUUGGACAAGCAUUUUGAAAGGAAUUCCUCUUUAAAAGUAGGAAAGAUCCCUUGUUUGGAGGUUUUAUGCCUGAUGUUGUCAGUGUGCGCCUCUAACUUGUUGCUCCGGAGUCUCUUAAAAAUUCCCCCCAGACAGGAAUUUUCCAUUUCAUUACAGAGAAUUAAACACAGUGGUUCGUUUGUUAAAAAUAUACAAACGUUUGCUAUAUUCGGCUGUAAGAGUCCCUUUAAGUCCUUUAAAUUCAUAGGUAGUAUAUUACAUUAUGAUUAAUUCCUGUGGAUUUAUUUCCACAUGGUAGUCUCCUGAAAACAGGCAUUUGAACUGCCAUUUAUAACCAUGUUUGUACAGCAAUAGAUGAAUUUAUUUGAAUUAUUUUUGUUAUUGAUAUUUGUUUAUUUAUUUUAUUGAAAUGGUCAUAGCGUAGUCAGUUUUUGAUAGCUUGCCAUUUAGCUAGUUAGUUUCUGGAAAUGGAAAUAUUUAAUUAUUUGACUCCCCCCUUCCCACUUGUAAUAAUACAUAUUUAUAUAAAUGUAAGCGUAACAUUUUCUAGCAGCCCUUUGCUACAGAGGUGGUUCAUUUUUACAUCCAGAAAUUCAGAUUGUUAGGCGCCAAAAGUUUUGAGAUCUCUGUUAACUGAAAGAUCAAAGGUGCCUUUUUUUUUUUUUUUUCAAAAAUUCUAAAUUUUCCAAAUGUACCAUUGUUAUAAGCUUCCAUUUCCACUUUUUGUAAAAUGUAUAAUUUCUCGUAAAAUGUUAUACACUGGCUCUGCGUUUCAAUACUGUUGAACACUCUCUCGUCGACUUUCCCAUACAGCUCACAUCUAAUGGUUUCAUAUACAGUGUUUUUUUUUUUUUUUUUUUUUUACAAAACUAUUCCUCAGAAAAUCAGGAUUUCUGAUAUCAGAGUUUACAAAUAGUGGCACAGAAAUGGAGCUUCUCAGUGUGGCACAACAGACAGGCUGGUUAGCCAUCGACGCUAACUGAAAUUAUUGUUAAUUUUACUCGUGCUGGGUAUUUUUUUUUUUUUUUUUUUUUUUUGUAUUUUUUUUCCUCACAUCUGAGUGAAAUGUUGAUACUCUUGACAGUUUUAUGUAGUUUUUACUGUCACUCCAUCUUUACAUUAGCCUAACAGCAAUGUGUUAGCUAGAUUGCUAUAUAUUAUAUCUGUCGAGUAUUUUCCCAGCACGUAACCAGUAUUUUCUUACUAUUUUAAUCAUUUAAACAGAAAUACUGUCUUGUGUUGACAUUCUUACAUCAAAAGCAUAAAGUACCAUAGUUGUUUUACAAACUAGCCAGUAAAAAUUUAUAAAAUAUUAUUGUUCCUGCCUUCUGGGUAAUACCCUCUUCCUGAUGUUCUUGAAACCACCAUAAACGCAGUGAUGAAUAAGGGUAAAUAGGUAGGGGAAGGCGACGAGGGUGUCAUGAACAUGGUAUUGAAACACAGCCCUGGUUUGUAUAGCUUCUUGUAGUCAGUAGAAGUUUUAUUUAAUAAGCUAUUUCCCUCGUACAUGAGUAUGAGUUAAUAAACUGCCUGUGUGUGUGAGAACAUGGCCGGGUUUUCAGAAAGGCAGCUUGUUUUAUUUUCUAAGUGUGCACUUGUGUGUGUGUGUGUGUAAAGGUUUUAUUUGUCAUUUCGAAGGUGUACAGUGUGUUUUAAGAAGUUUUAAGGUUUUGUGUGUGAGAGUGAGUGAUGUCACAUUAAUUAACUGACGCAAUUUAUCCUCGCGUGCAAGAAAACAAUUGAAUUUUUUAAUCACCACCAUCCAACGGAAAGAUUUGUUGAUCUGAAGAGAAUGAAUGUCCAUAUGCAAAUUCUUUAUUACAUGGCUUUUUGAUGACAGGCAGUGGAAAAGAAAAAAUGUUUGUUUCAUCAACAAUUCCAAUAAAUCAGUUAUCUCCC
Messenger RNA from Neoarius graeffei (lesser salmon catfish), 5771 nucleotides. It is a transcript of the gene e2f1, whose product is annotated as E2F transcription factor 1. Lineage: Eukaryota; Metazoa; Chordata; Actinopteri; Siluriformes; Ariidae. The coding region runs from base 910 to 2214 and encodes 434 amino acids. The transcript has 7 exons. Gene Ontology annotation, biological process: G1/S transition of mitotic cell cycle; regulation of transcription by RNA polymerase II. Gene Ontology annotation, molecular function: DNA-binding transcription factor activity, RNA polymerase II-specific; RNA polymerase II cis-regulatory region sequence-specific DNA binding; protein dimerization activity. Gene Ontology annotation, cellular component: Rb-E2F complex. The record is from RefSeq and is a predicted model, not a curated record.